Molecule: messenger RNA, 609 nt
Organism: Trypanosoma grayi
Lineage: Eukaryota; Euglenozoa; Kinetoplastea; Trypanosomatida; Trypanosomatidae
Exons: 1
Coding region: 1-609 (202 amino acids)
Source: RefSeq, a predicted model, not a curated record
AUGAGGACUUUGUCAAGCGAUGGUGUGGGUAGUAUUGAAAAGGAUCGCAUGCGGCGCACACUUUCGUAUGGGGCAGCUGUGACUGUAUUGUCUAUUGCGUUAUAUAGUUUAUGCAAAGAACCUAGUGGCUUUUUCGCUGACAAAUUGUCUGGAUUUUGGACUUCUGCGCAACUUCCAGCGAGUAAGGGCAUUAAUAUGACUUGUUCUGUUGACUCUGCAAGACGCUGCAACGCUUCCUUUGACAUUAUAGAUUUCCCAGUACAGGAGCUUUCAAUGAGGUUUCUUUCUUCGCAGGCGGCGGAAUGGGUUGCUGUAGAACCUGUAGGUGAGGAUGGAUGGGUGUUGCUGAUUUACCUCAAGGGCCGUUUGAUGGUGAGAGCUCUUAGCCACUCUAACGUAAGCAUGAUUUCUUUUGGAAAGCGAUUAACUGGAGAAAGAGUGACUACCUGGUGGGAUAGGAAAGGCCGGUAUGUCUGCGCCAUUUUUCUUGUCAUUAUUGUGUUCAAAUGGGUUCAACUGAAGUGUUUCUCGGCUCGUCAUGUGAAAUACCACAAGAGACUUUAUAGAGGUUUACUUCAAAAGUCGGAUACAAGGAAGAAAAGAGAUUAG